AUGGGUGCUGCCAAAGACCAAAGACCCUUCAAGGUGGUCAUCGUGGGAGGGGGCUUUGCCGGCCUCUCCCUGGCCAUCAUGCUGGAAAAGUUCGACAUUGAUUAUGUUCUCCUAGAGUCCCGUGGCGAGAUUGCUCCGGCCAUCGGUGCGGGUAUAGCUGUGUGCCCCAAUGGCUGCCGCAUUCUGGACCAAAUCGGAUGCUACGAGCCCAUUAAAGCCUUGGGCCUAGCUCAUUAUCAUACUCACAGGGUCCAGGGUUAUGAUGGGAGACAACAUCUCGUAUGCCGCGAUGGCUACGAGCAUUAUGAGAAAAGAUUUGGAUAUCCGGUGCUCUUUGUGGACCGCCCAUCCCUCGUGCGCCUACUGCACAACAAGAUCCAGAAGAAGGAAAAUAUUCAAUUGAAUAAGCGAGUUUCUGAUAUUAAGCUGAAGAAGGAUGGUGUCCAAGUCCAUUCCAACGACGGCCAGAUCUUUGAGGGAAGUAUUGUUGUUGGAGCAGACGGAAUCUACAGUGCGGUCAGAGAGACCAUGUAUCGCAUCGCCAAGGAGGUCCAGCCCGGAUAUUUUGCUGAAAAUCCUUCCUCCAAAGUACCUUGUUAUUACUUUGCCACCUAUGGUAUCGCCAAGGACGUUCCUAACCUUUCUCUCGAGGAGGUGUAUAUUUCCCAAGGAAAGGGCUUCAGUUACUUCGUCUUCCCAGGACACAAUGGCCAAGUUUUCUACUUGCUUGAUGAGAAAUACAGCAAAACCCCAUAUGGAGAUGAUAUUCAAAGGCGCUUUUCCGCCGAGGAGGAGGCGGCAUUUAUUAAGAAGUACUCUAAUACAAGAAUCGCCGACAAGGUUCGAUUCCAGGAUCUCUACGACCACAGAGUCGUGGGAGGCAUGACACCUCUCCAUCAUACAGUAUACGACAAGUGGUCAUUCAAAAGAAUUAUCACCAUGGGAGACUCGGCUCACAAGCCAAAUCCUGGCACCGGAAUGGGUGCCAAUUUAGCAUUCGAGUCUGCUGCAGAGCUCGUCAAUGGUAUCUUGAACGUACAAAAGGAGCGUCCACAGGGCCUCAAUGGUCUAGAGGACAGCGACGUCAAAAAGAUCAUGGAUUAUGUCGAGUCCUCGAGAAUCAGCCGUGCCAAGAAGGUUGUGGACGAAUCAUACGAGAAUCAGGUUGUUAAUGGCACUGAAAACCCGCUCAAGACCUGGAUUGCACUGCGUGUGUUACCCAAUUUUGUCAAGGAGAGCUUCUUGAUCGACGCGCAAUGCGGGCUUAUGGCUGACGCUCCCUCCCUUCAUUAUCUGCCCAAGCCUCAACGACCCCAUGUGGUACCCUUCAAGGACGAGCUCCCUGCAAAGCCGGUUAGUCAGAUUGCUGCAUGGGCAGGUUGGGCUGCGUUUGGUGGUGCAAUGGGCGCUACCAUAUAUCUCGCAGGCAAGUCAAUGCGGCUCGACGUCUCAGACAGGACCCUUUGGGCCAAUGCAGUUCCCAUCAUCCGGCCUUGGGCUAGUUCCACGGGUGCUGGAAAUCUUCUCAGAGUGAUGACUUCCGUCUUCUCAGACGUCAUCGCAAGUGAGAAUCUUGCUACCAGAGUCCAAGCAAUCCACUUUCUCUCUCAGUUGGUCGGAUCCAUUCUUGUCUGGACAGUAGAGGGAAAUCGCGAGGCAAACAGGACAAAUAUCCUCUCUUUGCCUGCCCUCUUCCUUACUCUGAUUCAGCUGAGGGGGAUUGGCCACAUCGCCCCUUACUGGGCUCUUCUCCAUUCCUCCCUCAGUGACACUGGUGUUCAUUACCGAUUUGUCAAGCCCGACGUUGUCAACUCGCUCGUUCCGGCCCUUACUCUGGGAUAUCUUGUGCCCACCGUACUCAUGAUGAUUCCCUCCAAUGUCGUUGCCUGGCAGGACUGGACAGCUCUUUGGCAAUUCGCUCCGCCUAUGGUGCCCAUUCUUACAACUGUGUUCUCGGCUGGUCUUCGAUGGUGGAGGAACUUGGGCAAGCACAAGACUAAAGAGGAGAAGAAGCAAGAGGCCAAAGAGGAGCGUCUGGCCAUCUACAGUGACGACGACGUAGCCGGCCUCAAGUCAGCCUACUCGUAUGCUACAUUGGUCCAAGCCACCAGCCACAUUGUCACGAUGGCGUACAUCUACACGCAUCCUGACCUUUCUCUUGGCAAGAUCUUCUGUGGUCUGCCUAACCCAUUUGAAAAGAACUGGAAUCUGCCAAACCGCGCAACUGAGGCCGGGCUGUUCUUCAAGUACGACAUGCUCCUUUCUAUGGGCGCUCUUGCGGCCCACGGUCUGUACUCUAUCUGGCAGCUUCGCAGGGAUGGGUAUGUCCGUACUCAAGAUGCAGUCAAGGCUGCCCUUGCAGUGGUGUUUGGUAACAUUGUUAUUGGGCCUGGUGCUACUUUAACUAGCCUCUGGAGCUGGCGAGAGAGUGCUAUCUCUGGCCUUAUUCGCAAAUAA
Molecule: messenger RNA, 2457 nt
Organism: Clonostachys rhizophaga
Lineage: Eukaryota; Fungi; Ascomycota; Sordariomycetes; Hypocreales; Bionectriaceae
Source: the annotation of a GenBank genome assembly